Molecule: messenger RNA, 2475 nt
Organism: Neurospora crassa OR74A
Lineage: Eukaryota; Fungi; Ascomycota; Sordariomycetes; Sordariales; Sordariaceae
Product: proteinase T
Exons: 2
Coding region: 839-2029 (396 amino acids)
Biological process (GO): proteolysis
Molecular function (GO): serine-type endopeptidase activity
Source: RefSeq, a predicted model, not a curated record
CUCCAGUUGUCCAUGGCAAUCACAGCCGUUGCUUGGCUUCAAAGACACUUGCUCUUUUUAGCCUGCUCGUCUGUGCAUUGAUGCCAUGCCUCUAGGUAAAUUUGGCUUGGUCGGCGAUAACGUCGAGACAAGAGUCCAAUAUCGACGACUUGCCGAAUUUGAAGCACGCCCAAUGACAGUCGCCGGCCGUGAUGGACUGCUGCUGUUGGUCCAGGAACAGAAGAAUCCUUGAUGUGAUGCUCCAACACCAUUCCCGAAAUGUCAGGUACCUCUCGAAUCUCCCGCACUCGGCCAGUCCAAUCAUGUCGUCCAUGUCGACUUUGGAUCGGCAUCUCUUGCUUUGCUGACUCGAACGGACAGACAACUCGGGAGGGCCCGUUCUCACGUGUGGGUUCUUGCUGGAGACCAGAGGGUCGUAUCCAUGAUGGACGGCUGUAAAUCCCAACCCGGAAGGUGGGUGAUUGUCGUCCUGCCCAGAUCGAAGUUACGCGCCGCGACGCCGAGACUUCAUGAUCCGGCUCUGCGUUUGCGGAUCGACAUUCUGUCAGCACCUCCAUCCGACGCCCAGUAUCAACAAGAACGGCUUCUCUUGUUUCGGAAGGUCGCUUGAGCAUCACGAUGGAAGGGACAUGAGGAGGUGGAGGAUGAGGAAGACGAGGAGAGGAAGAAGAGGAUGAGAAGGACAUCUGGUGGCAAAAGUCGAGGAUAAAUAUCAUCCAGAUCAUCCCCCGUUUCCGAUUCAAUCUCCUCAUCACUCCAACCAUCCAGCCUUCCUUCAAUCCUUCCUUCUCGUCUCCCAGCCUCUCAACGGUUCCCGGCCUUUCAAACACCAGCAAACAUGAAGCUGUCCGCUGUCCUCGCCCUCCUGCCUCUGGCUAUGGCCGCCCCCUCGGCGCCCAUUGACAAGCGCGCUCCCAUCCUCGAGGCCCGCGCCGGAACCCAGGCUGUCCCCGGCAAGUACAUUGUCAAGCUCCGCGAGACUGCUUCCGACGACGACCUCGACAAGGCCGUGAAGAAGCUCGGCAACAGCAAGGCCGACCACGUCUACAAGCACGCCUUCCGUGGCUUCGCCGGCCGCAUCGAUGACAAGACCCUCGAUGACAUCCGCUCCCUCCCCGAGGUCGAGUACGUCGAGCAGGAGGCCGUCUUCACCAUCAACACCUACACCUCCCAGUCCUCGGUCCCCUCGUGGGGUCUCGCCCGUCUUUCCUCCAAGACCACGGGCAAGACCACCUACGUCUACGACAGCUCCGCCGGCGCCGGAACCUGCGCCUACAUCAUCGACACCGGUAUCAACACCGCCCACAGCGACUUUGGUGGCCGCGCUACCUGGCUCGCCAACUACGCCGGCGAUGGCAUUAACUCGGACGGAAAUGGUCACGGCACGCAUGUGGCGGGUACGGUAGGAGGAACCACGUAUGGUGUGGCCAAGAAGACGCAGCUCUACGCCGUCAAGGUGCUCGACUCCAACGGGUCCGGCAGCAACUCGGGUGUCAUUGCCGGCAUGAACUUUGUCGCCCAGGACGCGCAGAGCCGCAACUGCCCCAACGGCACCGUCGCCAACAUGUCCCUCGGCGGCGGCUACUCGGCCUCCACCAACAGCGCCGCUGCCGCCAUGGUCCGGGCCGGUGUCUUCCUCGCGGUCGCCGCCGGCAACGACGGUGCCAACGCCGCCAACUACUCGCCCGCUUCCGAGCCCACCGUCUGCACUGUCGGCGCCACCACCUCGGCUGAUGCCAUUGCCUACUACUCCAACUACGGCACCAUUGUCGACAUCUUCGCCCCCGGCACUUCCAUCACCUCGGCCUGGAUCGGGUCCACCACCGCCAAGAACACCAUCUCGGGCACUUCCAUGGCCACCCCCCACAUCACUGGUCUCGGCGCCUACCUCCUCACCCUCCUCGGCAAGAAGUCCCCCGCUGCUCUCUGCUCCUACAUUGCCAGCACCGCCAACUCUGGCGUCAUCUCUGGCAUUCCCCGCGGCACCGUCAACAAGCUUGCCUUCAACGGCAACCCCAGCGCUUACUAAGCGGUUUUUUCCUUUUUUCCCUGUUACCCAAGUCAAAAGAAAAGGAUGCAGUCUGGGUAGGACGCGCAUCGCAUAAUGGUUGAUGAUUGGAAUGAUAUGAUGGAUGAAGGAAAUGGAUGGAUGGAUGGAUGAUGAGUUGAGGUAGUGACCAGAUUUGAAGGCUCUGGUUCACAAAUUUCUCACUCACUCAAAAAAAGUGAGGGAUUCUUUUUCUGGAUGCACAUUUUUGGAAGGAUUGGGCAUGUAGAUAGUUUCCCUCUCUGCUUCUUUUUCGCUAGAUCUUUCCAGCUUGGAACGGAUCUUGUUCGAGGGUCUUGGCCAGGCCGUUUACUCGAACUGUUGGCUAGGAUUGGUUUGAAGUGAAUGAAUAAAAAGAGUCAAACAUUACUUGAUUGUUUUGCCUGGUGCUUUUGGUGAUGAUUGCCUCGCUUGAUUGUCCUGAGUCG